AUGCAGAGCGACGCAGCAGUAGACGACGUCCGCGCCAACGCGCUCGCGCAGAUCGACAUGCUGCAUGAGGGUAUCCUGGCGUACCACAAGCAGUUCCUCCAGGGCCAGGCGGCAAAGGAGGUCGAGGAUGGGCGCCCCAAGGAUGCAUCCAAGCAAGACGACGCGAACCAAGAGAAUGUCAAGCUCGUCCACGAGCUCCGCGAGAGCUUGCAGCAAGCGCUUCGGCGGAAGGAGGAGCUCACGACCGAGAUGGCGGCCAGUCGACUGCAAGAGGUGCAGUGGAAGCGACAAAUCGACCAGCUCAAGCACCACCAAACUAUGUUGACGUCGCAGCUCCAGCACCAGCAAGCGACCCACGAUGCCCAGCGCAAGCAGCUCCAGAUGAAGGACACGCUCCUCACCAACUACCGGUCGUCGAUCCGUACGCUCGAGAACAAGCUCAUCUCCAACGCCAAGCGCUGA
Saprolegnia parasitica CBS 223.65 is the source of this 462-nucleotide messenger RNA. RefSeq lists its product as hypothetical. The record is from RefSeq and is a predicted model, not a curated record. Lineage: Eukaryota; Oomycota; Saprolegniomycetes; Saprolegniales; Saprolegniaceae. The coding region runs from base 1 to 462 and encodes 153 amino acids. The transcript is spliced from 3 exons.